AUGCUCAUCACCGUCCAGGUUUACUCUUCCCCUGCCAAGCCAUGCCCAUCACCAUCCAGGUUUACUCUUCCCCUGCCAAGCCAUGCCCAUCACCAUCCAGGUUUACUCUUCCACUGCCAAGCCAAGCCCCCACCACCAUCCAGGUUUACUCUUCCACUGCCAAGCCAAGCCCCAGCACUAUCCAGGUUUACUCUUCCCCUGCCAAGCCAAGCCCCAUCACCAUCCAGGUUUACUCUUCCCCUGCCAAGCCAUGCCCAUCACCAUCCAGGUUUACUCUUCCCCUGCCAAGCCAUGCCCAUCACCAUCCAGGUUUACUCUUCCACUGCCAAGCCAAGCCCAACCACCAUCCAGGUUUACUCUUCCACUGCCAAGCCAAGCCCCACCACUAUCCAGGUUUACUCUUCCACUGCCAAGCCAAGCCCCACCACCAUCCAGGUUUACUCUUCCCCUGCCAAGCCAUGCCCAUCACCAUCCAGGUUUACUCUUCCACUGCCAAGCCAAGCCCCACCACCAUCCAGGUUUAUUCUUCCACUGCCAAGCCAAGCCCCACCACUAUCCAGGUUUACUCUUUCCCUGCCAAGCCAAGCCCCACCACCAUCCAGGUUUACUCUUCCCCUGCCAAGUCAUGCCCACCUCCAUCCAGGUUUACUCUUCCACUGCCAAGCCAAGCCCCACCACUAUCCAGGUUUACUCUUCCCCUGCCAAGCCACGCCCACCACAAUAUAA
This is a messenger RNA of Saccoglossus kowalevskii, 726 nucleotides long. Its product is annotated as extensin-like. The record is from RefSeq and is a predicted model, not a curated record. NCBI's taxonomy places the organism in Eukaryota, Metazoa, Hemichordata, Enteropneusta, Harrimaniidae.